UUGAAGGGAAUAAUCUUGAAUUCCAAUAAUGCUGCGUUCGUGUUUCUUGAUGUGUUAACAUUACUGCAGUUCGCUAGGGAAACGUGAAUUACUACUUUACAACAGUAAUUACAUAACAGAAACGUGAACUUUUUUUGCCUGUUUUAUUUUAUUUUUUUUCCCCUACUGAACUAAGUUUGGAUAGACUGCAAACCACCUGAUGUCCUUAUAUUUUUCCUUGGUGGCAACUGUUACCAUGAAAAUCUGGACUGGAUUUCGUGUUCAUUUGAUAGCCAAGACCUAUGGCUGAUAUAUACAGCAUGUUACAUCUUAAACGGAUGAAUAUCGACUGAAAUACAAGGUGGUAUCUCCACAUCUUUUCACACAUACCGUGACAGAGAGGGGCGAAGAGAGAGGAAACUUCAGAACAUCUGAGAAAACCAUCAAGGCAUCUGUCACCCACGGGGGCCGUCCUUGGAGCCCGGAAACGUGAGCGAGUCGUCCAAAUGCCUAACAUGUCAGCGCCAGCAAUGGGGGAGCUAUGAGUGGGGAUGCAAUAUAUCUGGCCAGCCCCAGCACAGAGGGAUGUCGUACCCACCCUUCUCCACUGUGAACUCAGCAGCAUCUCUUUAAUUCUGUAGAGUACAGCCUGGUCAUCUGUGUGUAGACAACCCGCACCGCCGUGUCUAACAGCUUAAAUUAUCAGUAAACAUUUGAAGCUUACAGAACAAAAAAGAUUUAAUGCAGAGUCACUUGGGCUCGGACAUUUUUUGUGUGGGUUUUUUGAGGAGUAAGCAGUGAACGGCCGAGGAUUGUGAGCGUGUGUUGGGAUGGCAGCCACGUACCACGUGGUGGUCAGCAGCCUGAACUACUAUAGCAGCGUUGUGAUUGACAGGCGUGCCCAGCAUGCCGUUCACUACUGCACUGGACCCUGUCAGCUCCUCACGCAUGGCCUGGACUGCACUGCGGCCCACCGCAGUGCCUGCGCAGAGCUGCUAGAUGCCACCGUCGGCCCAACGCCAGCUGCUGCCACCCAGUCCUCCACCGCCCUCAGGCACUUUGGCAAAUAUUCAGUCUUGGGGAACGGCUUCCCUAUGGGCGGGGCUGAGGUCAUGAUGGAGGAUUGCUACCAGGCCCUCCAGGGUGUCUCCAGGGCCAGGAGGGGACUGGCCGGCCAGGUAUUCUCCGGCAGCCUGAAGGACAUCACGGGGGAGGCCAUCAACCUUGCCAGUGGGAAGGUGAAGGAGUUCUCCCACGAGAGGGACAGGGUCUUCUCCAGCCACACCAUCCUACGCAAGUGCCGCAAGGCCCGCCCUGACUCCCUCCUCAGGAGGUCUGCCGACCUGGACGUCCUCCUCAGUCGCUUCACUGCUGGGAACGAGGAGAACUGCCUGCCUUUUGGGUUUCCGCCCCCAGAGGACCCACUUGGGCCUGAGCCAAGUGUUAGUGUGGCGACCGGACCGUCUUGCCUGAACUCUGCGGCGGAGGAAGAUCUGCUGGCCCGGAUUCUGGAGAAGGCAAAGGUGGAGGGCGGGGCCCCAGGGCAGGACAUGCGGGCAUGCCUGGAGAUCCUCCUGCGUUGUUCCGAGGACCUCAGGAGGUGUACUGACAUCAUCAGGCAGUGCUGCAUCUCCAAGAAGUCCGCCGGUGACGACGGCAACUACAGCGGGUCUGAGAUGGCCUACCGGAGCGCGCUAGCCAGUCUGUCCGGCUUCCUGAAAAAGCUCCCACUUGGGCUUGGGGCAGAGCUGGCCCAGCCCUGGCGGCAGGAGCAGGGCAACCUGGCUGAGCUGCUCCGGGCCCUGCAGUGGCUGCAGCAGAGCUCCCCCUCCUCUGUUUUCAGGGACGACCUGCCACCUCGGUACGAGGAUGUGGUCCAAUCCCCUCCUGAGCUCAGCGCCCUGCUGCCUCCACCUCCCACUCCUUCCCAGCCCGAGGUCCUGGGGAAGGCAGAGCCAGCCCCGAACCUCCUAACCCCCUGCUCACCUGCCGCCUCUCCUCGGUGUCUUUCGCCACAGCGGGGAAAGGUAACGGCGAACAUCCAACUCAACCAUCCCGAUGGCCUCUCUUUUGUGAGUUCAAUGGAACGAGCUAUCAAGAAGAAAUUGGUUGUUGACGUGACACCCAAGGAGCCUUUGAGCAUCGUGGAGGAUGACGACUGCAGCGAGGCGGGGGUCGAGGGGGGUGGGACGUUCCACGAGGCACCCGAGGGGGUCAGCAAGGAGAAUGCGCUGAAGCUGGGGCCCGGGGAAGCAAUGUGCAUUCCCACUGAGAGUGCGCGUCUGCAGCCGAGGCCAAGAGAGGGCUGCGUGGGGCGUACAGGGGAUGACUGUGAUGAGAUCGACAAGCUGCUGACGGAUCUGGAGCAUCUUUCCCGGAGCAUCGUGAAGGAACCUCCCGACAACAUCAGAGGCCUAGAGCAGAGGAAUGGCAGCCAGCAUUCGAUCGCUCAACACCAGCGUCCCUCCUGUGGACCUCCUGUGCCCUCGACCUGGGUCAGCUGGGAACCCAUCGAUGGGUCUGGCGAAGACGGGGACAACGCCCUGCUCCAGAGGAUCCUGGACAGCAUCGAGAGCCUCGCCCAGGAGCUGGUGAAGAAUGGGAAGUGCAGGACAGGGACGCUGUCCAAGGAGACAGAGGUCAUGAGGAUCCUGCAGGACACGCUGACCACCACAGAGCAGCCAGAAGUACAGGAGGACCCUACAUCUGACCACAUCCCUGGCACCGCCAUCCCGGACCCUGUGCCCACAACAAACCCCACGUCUGAUCUGUUGGUCCAGCCCACUCCAGAAGACAUAGGGAUCCAAAAUAAGCCACAGGGGGAGCCAGAGGUUCCUCCCCCCACCUCAGCUUCAGGCUUCAUGCCUGACUCUCAUUACCCCAGGUCCAUCUCUCCCACCUCUGUGCCUGACACCGCCUCUCCUCCGCCUCUCCCGCCUCCCCCUCCCAGCCCUCCCCUCGUGGAACAGUGGGCGGUGCCUCCCUCCACCAACAUUCCACGCUUCUAUUUCCCUGAAGGGCUGUCACUGAACUGCAGCGGCGACAUCAACCAGACCAUCGCCAACAUCGAAAUGGCAUUUGCAGGGUUUGAGGAACAGAAAGCUGACAUUCAUGACAUGGGGAAGAUCGCCAAGGUGUGUGGCUGCCCUCUCUACUGGAAGGCUGCGCUGUUCCAUGGUGCUGGAGGGGAUCGGACCGGGUCUGUCUCCACCAGGUCGUUUGUGGCAACAUGGAGAAAGUUGUUGCACAGUUGCUAUGACGACUCCAGCAAGUUUGUUUACCUGCUAGCCAAACCAGGCUGCAAAUUCCUGGAGCAAGAGGACUUUAUCCCAGUGUUGCAGGACAUUGUGGACACACACCCAGGGCUGACAUUUCUGAAGGAUGCUCCGGAGUUCCACUCACGGUACAUUACCACGGUGAUUCAGAGGAUAUUCUACACUGUCAACCGCUCAUGGACGGGGAGGAUCACCAUGACAGAGCUAAGGAGGAGCAACUUCCUGCAAACUCUGGCUCUCCUGGAGGAAGAGGAUGACAUCAAUCUGUUAACAGACUACUUCUCCUAUGAGCACUUCUAUGUCAUUUACUGUAAGUUUUGGGAACUGGACGCUGACCACGACCUCUUCAUCGACCAGAAGGACCUGGCCAGAUAUAAUGGCCACGCCUCAUCAGAAAGGAUUAUUGAGAGGCUUUUUUCUGGAGCUGUUAUGAAGGGAGGCUCCAUGCAGAGCCAUGGCAGAAUGAGCUAUGCUGAAUUUGUUUGGUACCUGAUCUCUGAAGAAGACAAGAAGAGCCCCAGCAGUAUAGAGUACUGGUUCCGGUGCAUGGACCUGGAUGGAGAUGGGAUUCUGUCCAUGUAUGAGCUGGAGUUCUUCUACACGGAGCAGUGUGAACGCAUGGAGAACAUGGGUGUGGAGCCGCUGCCUUUCAACGACCUGCUGUGCCAGAUGCUGGACCUGGUUAAGCCAGAGUGCCAGGGUAAAAUAACCCUGAGCGACCUAAAGAGGUGCCGAAUGGCCCACGUGUUUUACGACACAUUCAUCAACCUGGAGAAGUACCUGGACCACGAGCAGAGGGACCCUUUCACUGUGCAAAAGGACUUUGACAGUGACAUCCCAGAGCCCUCAGACUGGGAGAAGUUCGCAGCUGAAGAGUAUGACGUUUUGGUUGCAGAGGAUACAGCCAGUGAUCUUCCAGCAGAUGGGUCUUUUGAGGAUGACUGUGAAACUGAAGAAUGCACAGACACCCCAGUCAAGAUGACCACUCUCCAGGAGGGGAAACGGAAGAAGGAAGAGGAGAUGGGCACAGGAGGAGGAGCACACAGGGAAAGAGAAAGGAGAAAAGAAGGGUAUCAGAGGAGAGCUGUUAAAUAAUGUAAAUGUAAUGUGGUACAAAGUGAGGAACAGAAGAGGAAAGGGGAUCAUGAGGACUGAAGGAGGAUCAGACAGGGGAACAGAAGAGGGAAAGGCCCUGCUUUGAAUAUUAUUAGAGAUCGCUUCAGAGCAACCAAGCUGAUUCCAAGCCAAAAGUCCUUAUGUUAUGUGCAAAAAUCAUCAAAAAAAAAUCAUUUCUGUUUAGAGUUUGAGGUCUUUCUGGACCUUUUUUUUGUCUGAGAACAGGAUGAUCAAAAUCAUGUGUGGAGUCUGUGGAAUGUGCUCUGUUACUCCACCAUGUGGUCCUCUAUGCUAAUGCAUUCAAGAUUCAGCUCACACUGUAUGACAGAAGCCCUGUUUGCCCAACGGCCUGGUGUAGUCUACACAGGCUUGGGAAGCGCGGACAGAGCUGUGGAGCCCGUUUAGCUGGACUAACCCCAAAUUCACUGGUUGCCUCCCAGAUUCAGUACUAUGUGCAUUUGAGCAUGGGGCUUAAGAGAUAUAGGUUCCUAUAUACAGUGAGCUCAAGGACAAACACACAUUUUUUUCUGGAUUUGUCUCUAUACUCCACGAUUUUAAAUUUGUAAUCAAGCAAUUGACAUGUGGUUAAAGUGCUCUUUCUCAGCUUUUAUUUCAGGGCAUUUUUAUACACUUUGGUUUUACCAUGUAGAAAUGACAUCGCUUUUUAUACAUACCCUCCAGUUUCAGGGCACCAUAAUGUACAGCCAUCUUCAGCUUCUACUUAUUUUGUGGGCUAGUUGCCUUAGGUUUUCUCUUCAGUGUAUGAAACUCAUUUUCAACUGGUUUCGGAUCGGCUGAAUGGCUUAGCCAGUCAAGAAUUUUUCCAUUUUUGACUUUGAAAAUCUCCUUUGUUGCAUUAGCAGUAUGUUUGAGAACAUAGUCUUGCUUUAGGAUGAAGCACCGUCCAAUAAGUUUGGAGGCAUACACUUCAGAAUUAAUUCUGUGGUUGCUAUUAGCAGUUAUAUCGUCAAUGAAGAUGAGUCAGCCGGUACCUGUCGCAGCCAUACAUGCCCAAACCAUAACGACCCCACCACCAUGUUUCACAGAUAACGGGGCUUUGGAUCUUGGGCAGUAACUUUUGGCCUUCAUACUUUUUACUUGCCAUCACUCUGAUUCAAGUGAAUCUUGGUCUUAUCUGACCACAAGAUCUUUUUCCAGAACUCUGCAGGCUCUUUUAGGUACUUCUUAGCAAACUGUAACCUGGCCAUCCUGUUUUUGCCACUAACUAGUGGUUUGCAUCUUGCAGUGUAGCCUCUGUAGUUCUGUUUUUGAAAUAUUCUGUAGACAAUAGUCACUGACACAUUCACGCCUGCCUCCUGAAGUUUGUAUCUGAACGGUAGGACAGGCGUUUGGUGGUUUUCUACAUGAUGGUGAGAAAUCUUUGGUCAUCAACUGUAGAGGUCUUUUUGGCCUACCAGGCCCUUUGUGAUUACUGAGCUCACCGGUGCUGUCUUUCUUUUUAAUGAUGUUCCAAACAGUUGAUUUUGGUAGGCCUUUGGUAGGUAAGCUUUGGCCAGUUUUUCUGACUUUAUUCUUGUCUCUCAGCUUCAUUAUGGCUUUCUUCACUUUCAUUGGCAGAACGCAGGUCCUUAUAUUGACAAAUCUUAAUAACAAACUCCAAAGGCAAUGAAAAGCCUAGAAUAAAUCUAGACACUGAGCGUUCUUUAUACCUUCACUAAGGAAGCAGUUGAACACAUCUGACUAAUCCGAAACACCUUUGAAACCAUUUGUCCCAAACAUCAUGGUGCCCUGAAAUGGGGGGACCAUGUAUAAAAAGUGCUGUAAUUUCUACAUAUAUAGAAAUACUCCUUGAUAAAAUUGAAGAUUUUGCACUUUAAACACCAGUUGUUUGAUUUCAAAUCUAAAUUCAUGGAAUACUGUGGAAGGAAAAAAAUCUUUGUCCCCUACAUUAUGGAGCGCAUUGUAACUGCAUUAAAAGAUAAAGGACAUGGGCCACUGAAAGCAGAAUAAACUGAAAAUUGUUAUUUCAUUUAUAGAAACUGACAAGUCAGAGUGUAUCACUCUUCUGCUUUCUUUUUCCCUCACUCUAUUUUAGUCUACCUCUUAACCCCUCUCUCCUUCUACUGUAAAUCACUUUCUCGCUCUUUCCUUUUUCUUUCAUUCGCUCACUUUUGUCUUUCAGAGCCCUUCUUCUGCCCCAUCUUUUGUUGAAUUCAAACUGUAUAUAUUGUAUUAUGUAUUGUAUAUUGUUUCGCUUCAAGCCUGUUGUAUAAUUGCAAUGUGUUUUAAUUCCAUUUACAACUUGCAGCGCUUUUAGUGUUUGUUUAUGAGUUAUGAAAGUAUGUCUUCUAUCAGUGUUUGUGCUGAUAUAAUUCAAUGUGCCACUAAGUGGCAUAUCAAAAACGUUACUAACAACUAAAUUCUAUGUGACAUGCCUCAAGUUACACGGGUGGAAAUUUAUAUCAUGGGGAACCCUGCAGGGGUUCUCUGUAUGAAGACAAUCAACUGGAUUUUAACUGUGUACAAAAGCACUUCUAAUUAGUUUUUGGUACCUUUUUAUAGCAAUACAGCUGGUGUGACCUGUCAGAUGUAAUGCUAAAAUUAUAAACUUGAAGUAGUCAAAAUGUGUUUAAGCCAGGGACCCUGGAAAGCCUUAGUGUAUUCUGGUUUCUGUUUUAAUCUCAUAAUUAGAAAUCAAUUAAGACAGGGUGGGGUGAGUUAACCGUGUGAUCAGCUACUUAAAUAGAUCAUUAAUGGCUGAGUAAGAGUGAAAACUCAUGGCUCUCCAGGACCGGGGUUGUCCUCUGUGCUUUAAACUCUAUGCAGAUUAACGUGUUUGUGCAGAAAUGGCGGCUCUGAAAGCUGCAGCGGCCGAAGCUGUUGGUUCGUCCAGGUAAUUUUGGGUCAUAUCUCUGGUGCGAGCCAUGCCUGCAGACUCUGUGGAAAGGGCUGGGUGGUUACUCAUCUUUCUCUGUUACAAUGAGGCAAUGCUUGUUUUGGCACGGCAAUAUAUAUUUUUUCCCAAUUUCCUUGGAAUUGAGAAACAAAAAAAUAAAUAAAGGCAUUUUAAAGCUGUAAA
Anguilla rostrata (American eel) is the source of this 7410-nucleotide messenger RNA. RefSeq names its product serine/threonine-protein phosphatase 2A regulatory subunit B'' subunit alpha-like. The record is from RefSeq and is a predicted model, not a curated record. The coding region runs from base 810 to 4349 and encodes 1179 amino acids. Gene Ontology annotation, biological process: protein dephosphorylation. Gene Ontology annotation, cellular component: protein phosphatase type 2A complex. NCBI's taxonomy places the organism in Eukaryota, Metazoa, Chordata, Actinopteri, Anguilliformes, Anguillidae. Gene Ontology annotation, molecular function: protein phosphatase regulator activity; calcium ion binding. The transcript is spliced from 15 exons.